Molecule: messenger RNA, 833 nt
Organism: Ziziphus jujuba (common jujube)
Lineage: Eukaryota; Viridiplantae; Streptophyta; Magnoliopsida; Rosales; Rhamnaceae
Product: V-type proton ATPase subunit F
Exons: 5
Coding region: 171-563 (130 amino acids)
Biological process (GO): proton transmembrane transport
Cellular component (GO): membrane; proton-transporting V-type ATPase, V1 domain
Molecular function (GO): proton-transporting ATPase activity, rotational mechanism
Source: RefSeq, a predicted model, not a curated record
ACUCAGCAAGACCAAUCCGAACCGCCAACCAGAACUCCUUCGGGUCGUCAUUAUUCAUCUUUAGCCCGGUCGUCGUCAGCUUCCUCUCCUCUUCUCUCUCUGUGCGGAUCCAAAGCUUGAGCCCUGAAGCACUGAGCGCACUACACUGCAGUUGAAUAGCUUUAAUCUAAAUGGCUGGCAGAGCUCAAAUUCCCACCAACAACUCGUCGCUUAUUGCUAUGAUUGCUGAUGAGGACACUGUAACUGGAUUUUUGCUGGCUGGAGUUGGCAAUGUUGACUUGCGGAGAAAGACAAACUAUCUUAUCGUUGAUUCAAAAACAACUGUGAAAGCAAUUGAAGAUGCAUUCAAAGAGUUUACCGCAAAGGAGGAUAUUGCUAUUAUUUUAAUCAGCCAAUAUGUUGCAAACAUGAUAAGGUUCCUAGUUGACAGCUAUAAUAAACCAGUUCCAGCAAUUUUGGAGAUACCCUCGAAGGAUCAUCCUUAUGAUCCAUCUCAUGAUUCAGUGCUUUCUCGAGUCAAGUACCUCUUCUCUGCUGAAUCUGUGGCGUCUGAAAGGCGUUGAGUAUAGCAAUAAAUGGGUUAAAAACAUGACAAGCUGAUGGCAUAUACCCUUGGCUUUUGAGCGCACCCAACUGUAUGUUUUGUUAUUUACUGACUUCUAAGUGAUUGAUUUGUUUUUUUCUGCACAUCUUUUUAGAUUCUGUUUGUGGCUUAGUUUAUUUUACUUUCUUCUUAAAUUAUUGAUGGCAUUUGGAUCUUUGUUGUUAUAAUAUUAUAGGAAUAAAAUUCAGAAAUGAAGAAGGCUUUCUAUCCUUGAGCCACUUUAGCAUGA